Molecule: messenger RNA, 357 nt
Organism: Lingula anatina
Lineage: Eukaryota; Metazoa; Brachiopoda; Lingulata; Lingulida; Lingulidae
Product: ras-related protein Rab-31
Molecular function (GO): GTP binding; GTPase activity
Source: RefSeq, a predicted model, not a curated record
UCAGCUGUCAAGAACAGGAAACAUGAGAGUUGUCGUUGCUCUUCUAACAUGAAGCAGAUUGAAGCAAAAAUUGUAGUACUUGGCUCUCAGGGAGUUGGCAAAACCAGUGUUGUGACCAGAUAUGUUACUCAAACAUACAAACAUGUCAGUCCUACCAUUGGGGCCUCCUUUUUCACCUGCAAAGUGACCAUAGGGGACUACAGAGUGAAAAUGAGUGUGUGGGACACAGCAGGUCAGGAGAGGUUCAGAUCUAUGGCUCCCAUGUAUUACAGGAAAGCCAAUGCUGCAAUGCUUGUAUAUGAUAUUUCUAAUAAAGAUUCUUUUGAUGAUAUAAAAAUGUGGGUCAAUGGUAAGUAG